Trichophyton rubrum CBS 118892 is the source of this 1863-nucleotide messenger RNA. RefSeq lists its product as uncharacterized. The record is from RefSeq and is a predicted model, not a curated record. Bases 1 to 1863 code for a protein of 620 amino acids. Gene Ontology annotation, molecular function: sequence-specific DNA binding; DNA-binding transcription factor activity. NCBI's taxonomy places the organism in Eukaryota, Fungi, Ascomycota, Eurotiomycetes, Onygenales, Arthrodermataceae. Gene Ontology annotation, biological process: positive regulation of transcription by RNA polymerase II. The transcript has 4 exons. Gene Ontology annotation, cellular component: nucleus.
AUGAACCAGACACAGCCGUACAUGGAUGUGCAGUCGUCGCAUUUGGCCUCCUCGCAGCCGUACACCUCGCAGGGAACGCCGACAGAGAACAGCAUCUCGCACUAUCCGCAGUACCAGCAGCCAUCGUUGCUGCAGCCGGGGCCUACCGCAUAUGCCCCUUCGCAUAACUAUCCGCCACAGUACGGCUACUCGAAUGGCAUCACCUCGCCCCCCAGCAACCAGCCAGUACCAAACCCCUUGAACGGCCAGGGACCAACUCAGAUUUUGCCUCUCCCUCCAUUAAACUCCACGGCUCCAAACUCUCACGGCUACGUACCAAACUCCGCGAGUCAGGUCCAACCUUACUCGUCCCAGACUCCAUACGACACUACUGGACAGAUAGCACCGCCAGGAGUGAAGCCUCGAGUCACCGCCACGCUGUGGGAAGAUGAAGGCAGCCUCUGCUUCCAGGUUGAGGCCAAGGGCGUCUGUGUUGCUCGAAGAGAGGACAACCAUAUGAUCAACGGUACAAAACUGUUAAACGUUGCUGGAAUGACCAGAGGCAGGAGAGACGGUAUUCUCAAGAGUGAAAAGAUUCGACAUGUUGUGAAGAUUGGCCCCAUGCAUCUGAAGGGUGUCUGGAUACCGUUUGAGCGUGCACUUGACUUUGCCAACAAGGAGAAGAUUACCGAUCAGCUCUAUCCACUCUUCGUUCACGCCAUUGGAAGUCUACUCUACCAUCCAGUGAACGAAAAUCGCGCCAAUGCUAUCGUCACAGCUUCGGAUCGAAGACGGAUCGAGAGCAGCCAGCCAUUGGGGCGCCCUGGACCCGGAGCACACCCUCCACCACUUCACCAUCACCACUCGAUGCAGAAUCCAACAACUACGCAUAUGUCUCAGCCAUCUUCACUCGCUACAAUGCCGCAUCCCAUGCCUGGCCGUCCUCCGCUAGACCGCGCUCACACUUUUCCCACACCUCCCACCAGCGCCUCUAGUCUCGUAGGCAUGCCCAAUCAACCCGGGUCGUACGAGUGGAACGGUCAGAAUAUGUCCAACGGUGUUCAGAGCUCUCAGCCACUCCCACUAGAGUCUGGAAUGAAUGGCACUAGGUCAAUGCCAACCACCCCUGCCACGACUCCACCAGGUGCAAACAUGUCUGCCAUGCAAGCCUACCAGGGCCAGUCUGCCUACAGUGAUUCCAAAGCCUACUACUCCUCAGCCCCAGCUCCGCAGUCACACUACGCCUCUCACCAACCUGUAUCUCAACAGAGCAUCUCCAGCCAGGGAAACGGCCAGGUAAACGGAUCGAAUGGGGCUAACACCAAUGAACCGGAGUCCACAGAACAGCACCAAGGCACUGACGGCGAGUAUAUCAACGAUUCAAAUGGUAAUUACAAUUCCAAUCGUGCUUCAUACCCUGCCUACCCGUCUACCCAGGCCGUUGGCUCUAUGCCCAGUGAACAUACGCCUCUCCCUUCUGAGAUGGCCGCUCCUCCACCUCACCAGAACGGAGCAGACAAGCGUUCCUCGGGACCCUGGCCAUCAACGUAUACCCCUCGAUCAGGAGCCCCCAGCAGCGUCUACAGUGUAAUGAGUGACACCCGCAACUCACCCGCCAACAAUUCCGGCACUGCAACUUACCCAGAUGCCUACUCCGCCUCCGCUAGCACACCAAGCUACUCUUCAUCAAUGAACAGCUCAAGCAAACGUUCCCGUGACGAAGACGAUGUAGAAGAGAUUCCUCGCUCCGAUAGCCGUGGUGAGGGUUCCGUCUACGAGCACAAGCGUCGGAAAACGCUCAUCGACUCUGCCUCCGGUCCGAUUGUCCCGGCCUCCAUCAGCUUACAGAGUGUACAAUCUGGCAACUUUCCAAGACGGAUCUGA